GGCGCCGGUCGCUGUCCUGGGUGUUGAAUCCGCUGCGGGUGGAUACAGGGCUGGGAAAGGGAGAGUGCGAGGCAUGGAGUGAGGGGCUGGCGGCGGCGGGCGGGGAGCGGGACGGCCGCGUGCGAUGGGCCAGGCAUGAUGGGGGCGCUCGGCUCCGUCCUCGCGCUGCUGCUGCCGCCGCUGCUGCAGGUCCUCGCCGCCGCCCCGCGCGGACAGCCGCUGUCCUCCGCCGGAGCCGCCGCCGAGGCUCGGAUCGGCUGCCUGGUUGAAGAUGAUCUCUGCAAAUCUUUUGAAAUCUGUGUAAAUGAUGGAAUAUUCGGGAGAUGUCAGCGAGUGCCAGUAAGAGACAUAUACAAAUAUGACAUUUCACCUCCUGUUCUUCAGCGCCUAAGGAUCAUCCUGGAGAAGCUCGCACACAGAGGUUUUACCUGGCAAGAUGACUAUACACAGCAUGUCAUUGGUCAGGAACUCUCAAACAUCCACAAAGUCCACAACAGACGCCCUGACAUCUUUGCAUCUGAAGCCUCUGAUACAGGAAGGAUUUUGGAACAGAAUGAAGAUAAUGAAAGAAAAUCUAAUCUGGAAAACGAUGUGAACUUGGCCGAAUCUCUUCAGCAAUAUCUUAAAUAUCUGGGCCUUCUCUCCCGGUCAGCAGCUACAAAUCUAUACCCAAGGAAGAGGAACGACAAAGCUAAUGUCAAGAGCUACGUCUAUAAUGAUCCUGUUAGGUACUACUUGAUGCAAAGUCCCAAAGAAAGAGCAACUCCUUUGGCCCAUGCAUCAACAUCUCAUCAACAGUAUGCUGAAAAUCUCCGGGCGAUGACCUUCAACCAGCCUCAGCCAGACAUGUUCUCAACAGAGUCAGAAGCAGGGCUUGACCAAAAAGCUCUGAUGGCUGCACUGCACACGUACAUCACUCAGAACUUGUCAGCACAAAGCAGUGAUAAAAGCUCUCAAAGUAGGACUAAAGGGUCACACGUUUAUGCUGAUAGAUUCUACUCAACUCAAGUUGGUCCUUCUGACGGAUUUUCCAGAGGAAAAGCAGAAGAUUUCAAAAUGAAUAAACUGUUCCAGCCACAGCCUGCCUCUGGAGUUCUGGGGCCGGCCCCAGAGAUGCUCAGUCAUAAGUCUCCUUCCCAGAAUGAUCCAAAGGACCUGCUGAGGGUAGUGGAUGGUAAAGUUGAAACACUUAUUAAAGGCAUACUGAAGGACCUAGAGAAACACCAGGUGAAUGUGGAGAAUCUCAGCUCAACUGAACUGGAUGAGAUUGCUGAUACUAUUGCUAAUGCAAUUCAGACUGCUGGCAUUCAGGAAAAAACAGAAGAUGGUGCUGGAAAAACUGAAGAAGAAAAACCAGAAGCAAAAAUUAAGAAAGGAGAUGCUCAAGGAAGGGCAGAAAUUCAUACUGGAUUAAUGGAAAACAGUGUUGACAUACCAGGUAUUGAUUACAAUGGAGUGCAUGAAGCCAGUGCCAGAACUGACCAAGAGGAGAACACUGCAAAAUUAAUUAACUUCUUGAAAAAUAAUGCAUUACCUGGAAAUAUGCCUAAAGACCUAAAGCCUGGAGAAUCAACUAAGUCAGAAACCAAGAAAUCUGAAGACACUGACUCUUCUUCCUCAGAAGAAAUAAAUGCUGGUGUGGAAAAUGUAAAAAGUGAGACUUUCUCCAGGGAGCUGACAGCUACAAAGAGCACUGAAUCUGACUCCAAAGACCCAAGCGAGACCCGCUACUGGAUUAAGAAUGCUUUAAUGAAGGAUGGAAACUCCUAUGAACAGCCUCAGAAAAAUGCAGGACAAGGCAUACAGCUUGAAGUGAAGUCUGCAGAGGAGAAAGAAUAUGGCUAUAUUGUGACAGUGAAAGACCCCCUGAGUGUGGAAAAGGGCCUGGAGUUAAUAAAGGAUGUGGCAGAUCUCCUGAAGCUGCAGAUGAGUGCCUUCGAUGAUGUCAACAUGCUGGGACCAGCUGUGACCUUCAGAGUGCACUCAAACCUCCAAAACAUUUCAACUGCGGAUGUUGCCAAAGCAGCAGCCGUGAACAAAGAGAAGCUUGAAAAAACAACUGGGCUAAGAAUUCUGCAGACUGGCGUGGGGGAGAAAAGCCACGUCCCGCCGCUCCCGCAGCGCGGGGAAGAGGCAGAGUCGGCCAAAUUUCUCCUCCUCACCCUCCUCUCCCUCGCCUGCAUCGCCGGGGUCCUGGCAGCUUCGGGGGUCGUCUACUGCCUCCGGCACCGCGCCCACCACCGGCUCAAGGAGAAGCUCUCGGCCCUGGGGGCUGACGCCGGAUCCGACGCUACCGCUGCUUAUCAGGAGCUAUGCCGUCAGCGCAUGGCCGUGAGGACAUCUGAUCGCCCAGAGCCCCUGCAUGCUUCUCGUAUCAAUAGUGUUUCCUCUCAGUUCAGCGAUGGGCCCAUUCCCAGCCCCUCGGCUCGCAGCAGCACAUCGUCCUGGUGUGAGGAGCCGGUGCAAUCCAACAUGGACAUCUCCACCGGCCACAUGAUCUUGUCCUACAUGGAAGAUCACCUGAAAAACAAGAAUCGUCUGGAGAAAGAGUGGGAAGCUCUUUGUGCUUACCAGGCUGAACCCAACGCCACCACUGUUGCACAGCAGGAGGAGAAUAUACAGAAGAAUCGCUCCCAGGCUGUAGUACCAUAUGAUCACUCCAGGAUAUGUCUGAAAGCUGAAAAUAGCCACGACAAUUCAGACUACAUCAAUGCUAGCCCAAUUAUGGACCACGACCCCCGAAACCCAGCAUUUAUUGCCACCCAGGGCCCUCUCCCUGCUACUGUUGCUGACUUCUGGCAGAUGGUCUGGGAGAACGGCUGUGUCGUUAUUGUCAUGCUGACACCCCUCACGGAAAGCGGAGUCAAGCAGUGCUACCACUACUGGCCUGACGAAGGGUCAAACCUCUACCACAUCUACGAGGUAAACCUUGUCUCCGAGCACAUCUGGUGUGAGGAUUUCCUGGUGAGGAGCUUCUACCUGAAGAACCUGCAGACAAAUGAGACCCGCACGGUGACUCAGUUCCAUUUCCUCAGCUGGAAUGAUCAGAGAGUUCCUGCUUCCACAAGGUCACUGCUGGAUUUCCGCAGGAAAGUAAACAAGUGCUACAGGGGUCGCUCUUGUCCAGUAGUUGUUCAUUGCAGUGAUGGUGCAGGAAGAAGUGGAACCUACAUUCUAAUUGACAUGGUUCUCAAUAAAAUGGCUAAAGGUGCUAAAGAGAUUGAUAUUGCUGCUACCCUGGAGCACUUGAGGGACCAGAGACCAGGCAUGGUCCAGACAAAGGAGCAGUUUGAAUUUGCUUUGACAGCUGUGGCAGAGGAAGUGAACGCAAUACUCAAGGCACUUCCCCAGUGAGCAGCUCGGUGUCCCGGAGGUUCCCGCAGGAUCCAUUCCUCAUUUCCUCAUCCUCAGUCCCUGUGAAUGUUCUUGGAAACCGUGACCUGACCUUAACUAUGUAUCUUCUGUUGUAACCACAUAGUGGUAGGGUCCUUAGAAACUCCUUUAGCUGGUAAAAGUUCAACAGUUAAAAUGUGUCUUCUGUUUUGGGGUUUUAAAACAAAUUUUAAAGAAGUACAUCAAAGCCUCGGAUUAAGUGACAGAACAUUCCACCUAAUCCUUCUCUCAUCCUUGAAGACCUGAAUGUCAAACUUGGAAAGCACACAUUCCUCUCCUUAAUAGCAAAUAUUCAGUAUUGUGGGUAACUAGUGCAGUCAAUAUAGUCUCAGAAAACAGUGUUCUGUUGUAUUUCGUAACUCCUUAAAAACCAAAUGAGAGUGAGGGGCCUGAAAGGGAUGGCGAUUGUCCCUCUACAAUGCCAAGCGAAGGCAUGGAACUGUGCAGAGAGUGUGAGUAAACACAGCUCCGGGCUCUGGCAAAGGGAGCUUGCACCUUCUCAUGCUGAGCUUUAGCAAGCAAACAUUUUCUUAACUGUUGUUUACUUUUCAGCUUUGUGCUGUGAAUGGGAGAAAAUCUGAGCUAUAAGUAAAUAGGCCAGCACAGUUGUUGCAACUGGGGAGAACAAGUUGGUCACAUUAAUGGGAACCUGGGGAACAGUGAGCACCACAGCUCUGGCCAAGUAUCUACAGUGUGGAACAGGCAAGCAUAGAUGCUCUUCCAACCAUGAGCAAGGCGCCUGGCCCACCAGGUACAUGUCCAGAGCUGGCAUGGACAUGGAUUGUUGACAUUAUGGGAUUACUGAGGAAGAAAAUGGGACUCUUCUCUUUAUAUUUUUGCAUUUCGCUCUUUGAAGCUGUGCUGUGCCAUCCUUUUGAGCCAGGGAAAUAUAUUUCUGUGAAAGCCUGGCUGAAGGAAGAAUUGCCAAUCUGCAUUUUAUGAUCCUCAUCAAAUUUGUCUGAGCCAGACAUUUGUUGCACCUUUCUGCUCUUUCCUUUUCCUGAAUGACGCCUGUUUUAACUGUUAAUGGAUCAAGAAGCACAUAGGUUGAAUUUCAGAGAUUCUUCUGUUCUCAAAAUCCUAAUGCCUACUGUUGCCAAGUAAUGCUAAAAUAUGUCUGUAAAUGGCUUGGUUAUGCAAUUUUGCUUGUGUGAAUCCACAGUUUUAGUUGUGGCACUCUUAUAAAAGGAUUGAAGCUACUGAUGGAAAGUACUCUGAUUUGCUUGAAUGAAGGGCCUGAAAGUGACAUUUGCGAAGGUGGCUCAAUUUCAUUUUCAAAACUGGACACUUUCAUCUGUUAUCCUGUAUCUCUGUGACUUUAAGGAUUUUCGUGUUGGCUUUUAUUUUGGGUUGGGUUUUUUGGGUUGUUUUUGUCUGUUUGUUUGUUUUUUCCCAAAAUCUUAAUGGCAUUAAAUACUUGGAAAAUUCAUAAUAAAUUUAAUUUGGGAGGGUGAAGGUUUUAUGAACUUCUAAUUGGUGAAAUGUUAAAAAUUCAACGUUGGAGAGUUUUGCUGGAACGGAGGUAAUGGGCAUCUAUUGAAAUCACCCAGGUUGCAGUUUUGUGUUGUAGGCAUGCGUAGUGGUGAUUUCUUCUUUUUAGCAAUUAAAGAGCUAUUUAAACAACAACAACAACAGCGACAACAAAGCAGAAGACUUGUUACUUCUCACCAUACAUUUCUGCAUGCUUUUCUUGGUAUGUGCUGUUGCUUAAUUUGUGCAUCCCAUUACUAUGGCAGUACAGAGCAUUUACUGCAGAUGCCAUCAUCCUCUUAAGUACAUAUGCUGUACAUUAAGCCACAUGUUUAUUUUAUGGCCUAAGCAUUUUAGAGCUUUCCUAGCAAUAACUAAAAAAACUAAUGGAGUAUGAAUGAGAAAAUUGCCUUUUUCAUUUGAUAAUUUAGGCUUAACAGGUUUCUUUUAUUACUUUAGCUAACAUACAAUUGCAGAUCAGGGCAGAUGAGAUCAGUUUGAGCAGUAUCAGCAACUGUUUGAGGUAGAUUUACUGUGAGCCAUGUACUGCAGCUUUCUGAAAAUACAGGUAGUUAUAUCCAUACAAACAGUCCAAGGAAUCAAAAUAAGGGCAUCCUAAGUCAACCUCUCAGAUUCUUGGGUAAAAUUAUUUCUCAGGGCAAGCUGCUGAACCGCUGCCUACUGCCAGUGGGAUAAUGGGAUUUCAGCACAGAUUUCUGCCCUGAGAUUCAUUAGUGUUCUCCUCCUGACCAUCCCUGUGCAUACCACAAACAUGGCUGACGAGCUGUUUGUUUGCACUUCAGGAAUAUUUUCUUAAUUGUUCUUCUGACAAUAUUUGCAUUUCAUAAGAAUAAUUUCAGGGUGAUCUCUAUUAUUUCACAAGCAGCUGAGUAUGAGACUAAAAUAUUGGUCUUCGUGCUUUGGAGUUUAUUUAGUGUAAAUUAGAGGGCAUUAAUCUUCCCCAGGGCUAAUGGGGCAAGGAUGUGUUGUUUUAUUCAGACUUGCAGGCUGAUUUACACAACGGAAUGAUGCAAUCUUACUCAGAGGGUUGGGAUAUCUCCCACUGAAUGUCAUGGACAAUCCUGUUUUUUCAGCUGUGUUUUGCACAGUUCUUCCACAAAGAGGUGCCGGGGUUAUGCUGUUGACUGUAAACUACCACACAGAUAAUUUCAUCUGUCCAGGUAGGACAUUGUUCACACCUCUCCAUAAACGCCCUGCUUCUGUGGGUAGUCAUUUGCUGCAGAGCCUAUGAGUGAAAUGCAGUUCAGUUGCACCAGGGUGAUCCAGAAGGGUCUGAUAAUCCAUUUCCCAAGGAGAUGCCAAAAUCAUGGAAAAAUGGAAAAACAAACCUGGUGAAACCACAGAGAUGAUAGAUUUCUCAUGCAGGACAGGUACUUCUUUACUUUUCUGACUGCAGUUCAUGAUCCUUACAGCUGGACAAAGGAUGUGGCUUGGGCUGCCCCAGGCCACUUGCACUGGAUGUGAAACCUGCUCCAUCUUCCCUGGUAAGUGGGGUUGGAAGCCAGCAUCAUACAAGAGCCCAAGGUCAGAUGAGACCCACAGUCCUUCCCUGGUCAAUGUUCUGCUUCAUUUUUAGUAAAUGGCCAGUCAUUGAUGCUGGGUUGACACCUUAUUCAUGCCCAUAAACAGCACAUGUUCAUUAUGGACCAUCAUGGUGUUCUUGAAGGCAAAUGAAAUCUACAGAUGCUGCUUAUGUGGUUGAAGUUUAAAAUGAUAUUUAAAGGGGAAGCUGACAGAGGGCAGUUUAACUCCAGGACUUGAAGUUUCCUUCCUCAGCAUUCAAAGCACAGGGAGAGAAGCCUCAUUUCCCGCCAGCAUGGCAAUGAAUGUGACCAGAUAGAUACCGGUAGCCCCAAACUUACAUAGUGCCAGUGGGUGUAGAGAUGAGGAACAGGGAAGUGGUUGCUAUCAACACAGGUAGUUUGUAGGCGUAGCAGCACAGUCCCUCCCCUGCUUUCACCCUUCCCACAAGAAGCACUGGAUUUGGAGGGACAGAUGGACAACUUAGUUCCCCAAAGCCCAGAUCCUUGACUUUCAGUCCUUGCCAUGGGGAAAGCAGCGUGGGUUUUGCUGUCACCUUCACCUAUGUCAGGUGAAGCUCUAUCCAUUGCCUUUGACCAUCAUUCACGGGAGCUGGAACAGCCUGGGUGACGGCCAGUGGAAGUCUUUGGCAGUUGUAAGGGUCAAGAAUGAGUUGUAGCAGAAAAUCCCACAUCCAAAUCUUAAUUCAAUAGCAAAGCAAGCAAGAUUAUUUUUAUAGAUGCUACGAGAGGUUUAAAACAUUUAUGAAUAUUUUUUAAAUCUACACCGGUGACUAAACCUUGUUUCUGUCUCUGGCAUGCAUGCAGAACCAAUCUCCAUCCAUCCCCAGGGGAACGACAGCUAUAGAACCUGUAAGGAGUUCAUGCUUUAUUUGUCAAGUGAAAAAUUAAUAAGAGCUGGCCCACUUCAUAAUUUCCAGACUAGUCAUUAAUUAAAAAUAAAUAAAUAAGUGUUUAUUGGAAUAGAAAACAAGUAUUUGAUUAGCUUUGUUACAGAACAAUGGCUCUCCUAAUUUUUAUUCUGCAUAUUUUAUCCUUUGUUCGGAAGAUUCUCUUUAAGAAGCAGUCUGGGUAAUUUCGCUUUUUAAAACUGUACAGUUUCUAUGGUUUUGCUUUUUAAAUGAGAGCACACUUUGUAGAUUUGAUGAUUCUAUUUUUCUGUUCAGAUGACAUUGGACAUUACAAAGGCAUCCCCCACCACAGUGAGAAGGAAGCUGUCCUGUCGGUUUAUUGUAAGAGAAAAAAAAUACAUAAUGAGAACAAAAUUGCAGAGCUGUGGCAUACUCAAUCCAAUUAGAGCAUGACUCUUUACUACUCUUCAUUUACCACAUUAGAAAUAAAGUUACACCAGCAAGAUUUCAUUUGGAGCUGUUCUUGCAUGCUGUUUGUACUGUAUUUGAUGGCAUAAUAUUGUUUCAUUUACAACCUUUUCUUUCUCGCCACUCUAUUCUUUCUCUGUAUAUAAAGAAGAAGAAGAAAAAAAGAUUAUACAAAGUAUUUUGUUCUACCUCUGUAAAAAUCAUAUUUGUGAAUAAAGUCAUGCUGUCUGUGGAGCACGGUA
Molecule: messenger RNA, 7986 nt
Organism: Coturnix japonica (Japanese quail)
Lineage: Eukaryota; Metazoa; Chordata; Aves; Galliformes; Phasianidae
Gene: PTPRN2
Product: protein tyrosine phosphatase receptor type N2
Biological process (GO): insulin secretion involved in cellular response to glucose stimulus; regulation of secretion; protein dephosphorylation
Cellular component (GO): synapse; secretory granule
Molecular function (GO): protein tyrosine phosphatase activity
Source: RefSeq, a predicted model, not a curated record